This is a messenger RNA of Closterium sp. NIES-65, 2319 nucleotides long. NCBI's taxonomy places the organism in Eukaryota, Viridiplantae, Streptophyta, Zygnematophyceae, Desmidiales, Closteriaceae. The record is from the annotation of a GenBank genome assembly.
AUGGCUUCCGCAUCGGCUUCCUCGUCGUCUUCCUCCUCAUCAACAGCCAUUUCCGCUUCCGCAGGAAUCUCCGCUUCCGGUGGGACUUCCACUUCCGCCUCCUCUUCACUCGCAGCGGGGCUUGCGCGCAAGUUGCGCAAGGUCCUCGACACGCGCACGGACUCCCCCGAGCUGCUGGCAGCACUGGGCGCACUUUCGGGCUUCUACCGCGAAAACUCGUUGGCCAAUCGGCGCGCUUUGAAGUCCACGAUUGAACGUAGAGGAUUGGCUAUUAACGAGGAAUUUCUUCAGGCGUCGGAAGCUGCUCAAGAGGCGCUAGAUGUGGUAGAGGCGGAGGUUCGGGGCCUUGCAGAGUGCUGCGACAGAAUCGGUGCAGCACUGACCACGUGUGCGUCAACAACAGGGGACAUGGUGCUGGCAACAGAGAGGCUCAAGCUGGAGCUGGUUACCACUGUGCGCCGCCAGCAGCUCGUCGCCGCCUUCCUUAGAAGCUACCAGCUCUCGCCACAGGAGGUGCAAGCAUUGCGGGAGGACGAGAUCAGUGAGAAGUUCUUUGAGGCGCUCAACCGAGUGCACGAGAUUCAUGCCAACUGCAAGCUGCUGCUGCGCACCCACCACCAGAGGGCGGGGCUGGAGCUGAUGGAUCUGAUGGCGGUGUACCAGGAGGGGGCGUAUGAGCGACUGUGCAGAUGGGUGCAGGCGGAGUGUCGCAGCCUGGGGGACAGCGAUGGGGACACACCGGAAGUGGGCCCUCUGUUGCGCACUGCAGCGCAUUGCCUCAAGGACCGCCCCGUGCUCUUCCGCUACUGCACAGAGGAGGUGGCCAACACACGCCACAACGCACUCUUCCGCCGCUUCAUUGCUGCUCUCACCCGCGGAGGGCCGGGCGGCAUGCCUCGUCCCAUUGAGGUGCAUGCGCACGAUCCGCUGCGAUACGUGGGCGACAUGCUGGCAUGGCUGCACCAGGCACUAGCCUCAGAAAAAGAGCUCGCCGCUGCUCUUUUCGCCAGCACAGAUAAACCCUCUUCCACGUCAGCAGAGUCUGGACCAUCAGAAGGAGCCGGAUCAGGAGAAGGAGGAGCAACGGCAGGAGGAGUGGAUGCUGACGUGGCAGCAGUGCUUGACCGCGUUUUUGAGGGCGUGUGCCGGCCAUUCAAAGUGCGUGUGGAGCAGGUGCUGACGGGGCAGCCAGGGCUCGUGCUGUGCUACAAGCUCUCCAGCCUCCUCUCCUUCUACUGUCACACGGUGGCAGAGCUGCUGGGAGAGCAAGCAGCGCUGUGCGUGGUUCUGAGGGACCUCAGCGAAGCAGCAGGGCGGGCGUUCCUCGACGCAGUCAAGCUCAGGGGAGACCGUGUGCUGCGCUUCCCCCCAGCAGUGCCCUCCGACCUCUCUCCCCCGCCUCUGGUGGGGGAGGGAGUGGCGGUGGUGUUGGAGCUGCUCCAGGCGCAUGCGAGUAUGAUGGUCCCUGCUGGGGCUGCCAAACCGGAUUUUCUUCCCGUUGCUGCUGCGCUGCUAGACCCCCUUGUGGAGGUGUGCACGCGGGCAGCACAGGCCCUCACAGCAAAGGCCGUGACUGCUCUCUCCUCGGGCUCCUCCUCUCUCCCUCGUCGCGCCUCUUCUUCCGCAUCCAUGUCUGCAGCAGCAGGGGGGGACAGCCAGCCAUUGGGGAGAAGAGGGUCUGUGCCUCUGGGCAGGCGGGCUACUGAUGGGCAGGACGAUGGGUCGGACAACACGGCGGUGGCAGUGGCAAGGCACAUUUUCCUCGCCAACUGCCUCGCAGCACUGCACGCACCCCUCGUACCAUUCCCAGUGCUCACACCCUACUCCCAGGGGCUGGCAGGGGCGCUUUCAGAGCACGUCACAGCCAUGGUGCAGCUCGAGGUGGCUGCCAUCCUCGACCACUGCAUGCUCUCUCCCAUCCUCCGCCUCAUUGCUCAAAUCAACCAGGCCUCCCAGCAACAGCAACAACAGCAGCAGCAGCAAGAAGGCGCAGAGGUAUCAGCAGCAGGAGCAGCAAACCCCCCGCCACAGCAGUACCCGCCCCUGGCCCAGUUCCCAGAGGCGUCCCCCUCUGCUGUGGCGGAAUCCCUGCAGCGGCUCUUUGCGCUGUUGGCAGGGGCGGAGGGGCGGUUGCCGGAGUUUGAGGCUCUGGGAGUGGCGAAGCUGAGGGCGCAGGCUGCAGGGCUGGUGGCGGGGGCGCUGGCAGAUGCUUAUGCAGUGGUGUAUGAGGCGGUGUGUGAUGGAAGGAACCAGUAUCCUGAUGCUGGGGGGUUGUUGCGGCACACGCCCGAGCACAUGCGCACGAUUCUGGGCAUUUGA